Molecule: messenger RNA, 5022 nt
Organism: Podospora pseudopauciseta
Lineage: Eukaryota; Fungi; Ascomycota; Sordariomycetes; Sordariales; Podosporaceae
Exons: 2
Coding region: 3261-4718 (485 amino acids)
Biological process (GO): steroid biosynthetic process
Molecular function (GO): 3-beta-hydroxy-Delta5-steroid dehydrogenase (NAD+) activity
Source: RefSeq, a predicted model, not a curated record
UUCCGGUCAUCAAUGGCAACAAAGAUCACCCCCCCCCUUUUCAUAGACCAGUCUCUUGUCAAAAUCUCUCUACCCACAACCCACCAACAAAGCCCGCCUCUACUUUCACAUCCCAAUUCGGUCGACUACUCCUUUGAACCAUGGUGCACACAUCGACAACAACAUGGGUCCAGACAAUCGCGCUUUGCCCGCGGGGCCUAAAAAUCAAAUGGAUAUAUUUCUCCCUUUCAUGUGCUCUCUCUCUCUCUCUCUCUCUCUCUCUCUCUCUCUCUCUCUGGUUACAUAUCAUCAGCCGGAUCAUUCGUAUUCUUCUCAUGCAACAUUAAGGUCCCUAUAGGCCGGCUGAUGCAAAAUCAAAACAAAGCCUUUCUUCUGUCCAGAGGAAGAGAAAAUCAAUACAAGAACCACAAAAGAUUCCACGAUCGACCGCCGCCACACUCUUGACGCAUAGACCAAGGGUAUUGACUCUCAUUACGCGGUAUUAUUCACCACCAUAAGCUGCCGCUCAGCACUACCCGUCUCCUCACCACCGUGUAGCCCGUAUUACUACUACGCUCAAAGAAGAGCAGCAGCAAAAACACCGGCAGCAACGGCAGCAAUGCCGUUUCCAAAGUUGGUAGGAGCGGCAGCCUGAGAAGUCGACGUGCCGGGAGGGUUGGUCUGAGCGGCGCCCUGGGUGUUGGUAGGAGAAGUGGUGCUAGCCUCGUCCUCGUCCUCGUCGUUGCUGCCGCUGCCACUGGGGGUGGCGUCAUUGGGGUCGAGGGUACCGCAGUGGUCCCUGAUGUCGGUGGUGCACUUCCUCAGCUCGGAAGCGCUCCCACCUUGUCUCUCGGCGGUGCACUGGCUGAAGGCUUCCUCGCAGAUGAACUGGGACAGGUUGGUCAGCGGCUAGUCAAGCGGGGCUCGUCCUGUCAAAGCAAAAAAGACUCACAGUAGGGAGGGUGUUGGCGUAGUAGUCAAGACCAGGAGUGGUGCCAUUGGAGCAAAGGCAUUCGUAAGUCAGGUCAGAAGGUUCGCAGUCGUUCUUUUGGAGGGAGCCGAAGCAGAGUAGGCCGCAGGAGUUGAACUGGGCAGUGCACCAUCCGGCUGUGGCAGACGGUCAGUUUCAUUUCUACUCGGUAUGCAACAGUGGUUCAGGUUCAGUACGACAUACAUCUUGUGGAGGCCUCGACCUUGGUGAUGUCGAUGGUGAAGUUUUGGUUCUGGGAAACAACAACAGUGACCGCGGAGAGGGCGGCGAGGAGGAUGGAUUGACGCAUGGCGAAGGUUGGACUUGUUUUUGGUUUGGUUUGUGUUGUUGUGACGGAGAGGGGGAGAGAGAAGAGAGAGGAAGCUUUCCACAAAAUCGAGCGAGAUGGAUGCGGCGGGCGUCGCAAAGAUAAGGCACGAUCAAGGAUGGAUCCGGAGGUCGGUGGCAGGGGUACCCGUGGGAGGUGGAAAAUGUGCCGUAAUGCCACGAGCGCGGGGUUCCUAGUUCCUGUUGUGAUGGAGUAUCCGUUGUGGUAUGGGGAUAGCUUAAUGGACUACCUGGUAAUAAAGUGGAAGAGUGAAGAGAAGAGCACGAGAGAGAGAGAGAGAGCAAGAUCGGGAGGAAACAGGCGCCAUUUUGAGCAAGGGACGAAACAUAGUGUUUGAUUGCCCUGUGUUUUGGAGCUCGGCGCUGGAGUCGCCGGGAAGCAACCCUUUGGGGAAAAUCAGAGGCGGGAAGGUGCCAGAGCUUCACGAUGGCCGUGGGAAAAUUGUGGCUGGUGAGCUCUUGAUUGGCCGAUCCGGUGUGGAAGCGGCAGGGAAAAGCCGAUUUUGGUGCUUGGCGCUACUGCAGACAGCUCACUGCGCUGACCGUUCCCGUCGUUCCUGGCGCUGGUUGUCCUGGAGCCUGCCAGCUAGCUCUCUGGCCUGGCACCCACUGACACCUUGAACAGUCAUCACAGCUAAGGUAGAGAGACGAUCCGGGGAGACGUGCAUUGGUUUUGUUGUGCAUGUGCCACUCAGUGUUUAUCGCCGCAUUGCAUCCAGGUCUCUUCUUUGCACGACAUGACAUGCUGUACACUACGGAGUAUAGCAUCUAAAAAUUCUCCAAAAUGCCGAGAGGACGCUUUCUUGAAGAAUGUGCUGAGACCAAAACGCCGGCGGGCCAGCGCAAAUUGAGCUCUCAGCCCGCAAUGCCGAAUGACGCAGGCUCACAGGAACUCGCGGGCUCUCCCGCCGGGGGGCGUGGAUCAAUUGGGUAGGUUGUGUGGUAGAAGGUACCUUGUAACAGACCUUUCAAGAUUCAUCACCAUUUCCCUGUUUAUCGUCUGUUCUUUUUGUUUGUUUCCCCUUCGCUUGAGCGCUUGCAUAAAGACACAGAGGGUAACCAUCCCUCCCAAUCAACAUGAGAUGAACUUCUGACCUUGCGUCUUCCUGGAAGUCUCGGAUAUUGAAGCUCCAAAUUCUUCUCCAGCACAGCGGAGCGGCAUGGAGAAGCCCAAGAACCCAAGACCCGACCGAUCACGCGCGAUAAGCAUUGAAGACGCUAAAAUGGCCCCGCCCUCCACUUUCCUGCUCAGGAACACAUGGGCCUUUUCGGCCAAUCACAGCCGCGAAUUGGAACAAUGGUCGCUCCAGCAUGUCUCUCCACGUCACAAUUUCCGUGCGGUGUCAAAGAGAAUCAGAGCCACAUCUUCAACAAAGAGACGGUGUGGCUAGCCGUUGCUUGGGAUAUCAACAUUCAACACCAACCUCCCGGUUCAUGAUGCAUUCUGUCUGUCUGUCUGUUGCGGCCCAACGGAUUAUCCAUACAGCAUGUUUGUUGACUCGCUGUUACUACGGUCCGCUGUAACCAUCCUCCUGCUGCCUUCGCAUCGGACAACCUGCUCCUCUAAAGGUCGGCUUACAUAAUGCCACAGAAAUAUGCCAACCCUUAUUGGCCGCAGACGCAACGUUCCAGCGACGAGACCUAGGACAUGAUGAGAUGACACAGAUCAUGAUUGGUUUCUCAAAGUUCCCUGAAGAGAUCAGGUUUUGCUUGUGGGUAUUCUCAAAAGAUUGUACAUGUUGGAAUAUUAUAGCUCAUAGCCUUCUUUGACAAUAUGUCGUCGGCGAUACCGCCUUGCCGAACAAAUUCAAUCCGAGCUCGGGAGCAGGGAGCCGAUCCUUUGCGGUGAUGUCCAACGUGCAUUUCAGCCCUGGUACCCCUCUGAUCCUCAUAAGCCUCCGAAAUUUCUGCCCAUUUCGCUGUUGUGAAACUCUCCACCACACUCUCCAAACCAUCUUUCACGAUGUUGAUAUUGGCUCUGGUCGUCUUUGGCGUUUUCUGGCUUUACCGGUUCAACUCGGCCUUGAGAUCAACCCCUGAGGAAGCCCGCAAAUUCUCACCCAAGCGCUGGACAAAAGAGCAGGUGAAGGAUGCCUAUGAAAAUGUCAAGAAAAACCCCGUCAACUUUCUCAAACAUGUGCCCCCCGCUCAAGAGAGAAGAUACAUAAUCGUCGGCGGCUCGGGCCUUGUGGGUGGUGACAUCGUCCUCCAGCUCCUCGAGCGAGGCCAAUCCCCCUCCAGCAUCCGCAUCCUCGACUUCGCCCCCAUCACCAGAGACGACAUGCUCCCCAAGACCUCCGCCUGCGACUUUGUCCAAACAGACAUCACCUCCAUCCCCUCCGUUGAAGCCGCCUUCUCCAAACCCUGGCCUCCCUCCGUCUCCCACCUCCCCCUCACGGUCUUCCACACCGCAGCCGUGAUCCGCCCCCAAGAACGUCACCCCCUCCUCUACUCCCGCGUCAGCCGCGUCAACCGCGACGGCGCCAUCAUCGUCCUCAACACAGCCAAAAAGCAGCACCACAACUGCGACAUCUUCAUCGCCACCUCUUCAGGUUCAGUCAGCAUAACCCCCACCCGCUUCAUCCCAACCUGGCCCUGGCAGUCCCAUCCCGCCGGCUACUUCCAGCUCUGCAACGAAUCCGACUUUGACCUCCCCCUCCGCCCCCACUCCCACUUCUUCGCCAACUACGCCCGCUCCAAAGCCGAAGCCGAGAGGGCAAUCUGCUCCGCCAACACAGCCAACUUCCGAACCGGCUGCCUCCGCCCGGGAAACGCAAUCUACGGCCAAAAGACCGACCCCUUGGUUGGGAACAUCCUCCGGGAGGGGGAGUACAUCGCCUUUACUCCACAGGUGAUCCAGUCAUUUGUCUACUCCCGCAACGUCUCGUUGGCGCACCUCCAGUUCGAAGCCGCGCUCCUGCCAUCCCCCUCUGGUACCGCCCCCCCGGCGUGUGCAGGGAGACCGUUCGUCAUAACAGACGCCGGACCACCCAUCACCUUCCGUGACAUGGCCCUAGCAUGUGAGACGCUCUCCGAUGCCAAGUUCGCUUACUCUGAGGCUUCGCCCCUCAUCAUCCACGCUAUCGCUCACGUUAUGGAAUUCUGGUCGUUGCUCUUGGCAAGAGCCCCGUUUUUGACGAGGUGGUUUGGGUGGAAAGAGGCAAAGGGGCCGAUCAGUAUGCUCCAGCCUGCGGUGUUGAAUGUGGGGAUUCACUCCGUGGUGGAUGACAGCAAGGCCAGGAGGAGGGUGGAGGAGGGGGGGAUAGGGUACACGCCUGUGGCGAGCACACUGGAGGGGAUCUCGAUGCAGAUUUCGGAGUUUAAUGAGGAUGUGAGGGCGGGGAGGAUCAAGGGGGUGGGGUUGAGGGAGGGAAAAAAGAUGGCAAUGGUUGCUGAGGAGGCGGGGGCUCUUGCUUCGUAAAGGGGGGGGUUGUGAGGAGGUGGUUGAUAUAUAUAUAUAUCGGAGUGACAACUUGGUCGGGUUGCCAAUGCCGUAAGUUUUUGGCAACGAGGUAGGUAGGGAGGGUGAAACAGACAGUCGAACAAAAACUUGGCCAACGUCACCCGGUUGGAGAAAAAAGUAUAAAAGGUGAACAGCCUUACAGAGAUUAACUGUGUCAUAUCCAAUCUUGCCCUCUCUGUCUGUCUCGCGUGGGAAGCGUAGCACACACAGUCUCCCGACGCCACACCUCUGUUCAACUCGAACCCAACCAUAGAAACAGACG